AGCGAGAGAGAGAGAGAGAGGUGUCCGUCGAGCUCUCUCUCUCUCUUCGGUCUCGCUCUUCCAGGAAGGGAUUAUUAACCAGCGCGCUGCCGACAUGUGAAGGGAAAACACACGCAGACAAAAGAAGUUUUCACACCGACGACCACGCUAUGGACCCGGCCAGCAAAUAAAGGAAGGAAGAGGAAGAAAAAAAAAGGAAAAGAAGCGGGCUACAUGAAAAAAACAACUUCUCCCACAAACACAAGCCGAGCAGUCGGGCUGCCGCUCGCGCUGCAGCUGUGCGGGUUUCUAUAAGAAAGGAAAGAAGAUAAAGAACAGCGCGCGACGGAAAAGUGGAGAGAAGUUGACUGGAGAUAAUGUCUGAAUCCUCCUCCGCUGCGAACAAGCAGGAGAGGAGCUCUUUCAGUCCUUCCGCGAACCCGCUGCCAAACUCUACUUCCUCCCCCGUCCAUGCUCCCGCCGCGAGGCCAGCCAGCCGAAUGGAGGACGAGGCUGCCAGGCUGCCUGCGCACCUGCGUCUGCAGCCAGUCUUUUGGAGCAGGGACGACGUGGCCCAGUGGCUACGAUGGGCUGAGAAGGAGUUUGCCCUGCGCCCGAUCACCAGCGGUUCUUUCCAGAUGAAUGGCAAAGCCCUGCUGCUGCUUACCAAGGAGGACUUCCGCUACCGAUCCCCUCCCUCUGGGGAUGUCCUGUACGAGCUGCUGCAACAUAUCCUGAAGCAGAGGAAGUCUCAUGUGUUUUAUCCGUCUGGUUACUUCCCUGGGAACUCCUUCCAUUCGCUGCCUGAAAGCGCUGUGCAGCACCUGAAGCUCGAAGAAACGGUACGACGGGGACCACGUGGUACAGAACCCAUCCCCCAGCAUCCACCAACCAUCGAACUGCGGCACCGCUCCCGCUCGCCGCACCACCCGGCCCCGCGACGAUCUCCCACCGAGCCGAACCACCCUCGCCCCGCCAAUGAGGACUCCCUGCAAACCUUCUCCCAGCUGCCCGACAGCAAUCACCACCUGCCGGAGGAAAUGUACCCGUUGUCGGUGUCCCCGGCUGCACCCAACGGGCGCUGCGCUACACCCAGAGAAGCCCCCUGUCCAGGCAGCCCCGGGGGCCAGGAGGCAGGCCCUCCUCGCGUCAUCCAACUCAUGCCCAGCGCCAUCAUGAACCCUUUGCUCCUCAGUCCGAACAGGAGUGGCGGGGCUGCUGGCAUGGACUUCAGGCACAACCGCGGGGGACCCCUGUCUCAGGUGACGCUGGAGAACGGCCGCGAGGGGAAAGUCCACGGACACCAUCAUCAGCUAGCCCAGCAGCACCAACAGCAGCAUCAGCAGCAACAACAGCAGCAGUUACUACAGCAGCAGCAGGAGGAGGCGCUCUACAGGAACCACGUCAUCAUGCCCGUGUCUCCUCCAGAGGAGCAGCAGAUGCCCAUUGGGCGGAUAGCAGACUGCAGGCUGCUGUGGGACUACGUCUACCAGCUCCUUUCAGACAGCAGGUACGAGAACUACAUCCGCUGGGAGGAUCCGGAAAGCAAAGUCUUCCGCAUCAUGGACCCCAACGGCCUGGCCAGGCUCUGGGGGAAUCACAAGGUACAUACACACACGGUGUUCAGUGGUUAUGUGCAGUGCAUAUAAAAGAGCAGCACAACAGAAGGGACUUUAUCGUCAUUCCUGCAACCAUAAAGCUGCACUAACUCGUUUUUUCUUAUAAAACAUCAGGACAGAGACUUCAUUAAUUAAGCACCUUAAUCACUGAAUAGUGAACUUUUGUUUUUUGGGGUUUUUUCCAACAAUUUUGUCGACUUGUUUCAGUUU
Molecule: messenger RNA, 1808 nt
Organism: Neolamprologus brichardi
Lineage: Eukaryota; Metazoa; Chordata; Actinopteri; Cichliformes; Cichlidae
Source: RefSeq, a predicted model, not a curated record